AUGAUCUCCUCGCGCACGCUGCAGAAUGCGGGACGAGUGCGGGCUCGUUUGCAUGCUGCCAAUCCCAAAACAAUCAUCUUUUCUGGCAUCCAACCUACAGGCGUACCCCAUCUAGGAAAUUAUCUGGGCGCCUUGCGGCAAUGGGUCAAACUGCAAGACGACCAGCCCGAUGCCCGUCGGUUCUUUUCCAUUGUAGACUUGCACGCAAUCACCGUCAAGCAAGAUCCAGUUGAGCUGGGGAGAUGGCGGAAAGAAAUGUUUGCCAGUCUUCUCGCUGUCGGCUUGGACCCCAGCAAGAGCACGGUUUUCUACCAGAGCGCUGUGCCCGCCCACAGUGAAUUCAUGUGGUUGUUGAGCUGUGGUGCGAGCAUGGGCUAUCUGGGGCGCAUGACACAGUGGAAGAGCAAGCUGGCUCUCCCGUCCGACGCUUCCCCUACCGCCCCAAGCCCAUCCAACAAGGAAGCCCUCAAACUAGCUCUCUUCUCCUAUCCGGUCCUGCAAGCCGCCGACAUUCUCCUCUACAACACCACCCAUGUUCCAGUCGGCGAAGACCAGGCCCAACACCUGGAAUUCACCCGUGACCUCGCCAUAGGCUUCAACCACCUCUACACAUCCAAAUACGGCCCACUCCUCAACGUCCCAGAGACGAUACUCAGCCCCGCCAAACGCAUCAUGAGCCUAACCGAACCCAGCAAGAAGAUGAGCAAGAGCGCACCAAACCCCAAGAGCAGAAUCCUCAUCACCGACUCCCGUGACGACAUCCACGCAAAACUGAAGACGGCAAUGACCGACAGCAUCGAAGGAGUGAGCUACGACCGCCAAGCAAGACCAGGCGUUUCCAACUUGCUCGACAUGAUGUACUACAUGGACGAAUCCGUGGCUCCGUCACCCGAGGAGCUGGCCAAGGAGAUGAAAGACGUCAGCAUGCGCGCACUCAAGGAGAAAGUCGCAGACACCAUUGACGACCAUCUUCGAGACAUUAGAGAACGCUACGAAGAGAUGAUGGGGACACAGCAAAAAGAGCUGGAAGCCAUAGCCCGCCAGGGGGCCGGCAAAGCAACUCAAUCUGCGGCUCUCAAAAUGGGAAGAAUAAGAUUUGCCAUGGGCCUGCGAUGA
Plenodomus lingam JN3 is the source of this 1116-nucleotide messenger RNA. RefSeq lists its product as uncharacterized. Lineage: Eukaryota; Fungi; Ascomycota; Dothideomycetes; Pleosporales; Leptosphaeriaceae. Gene Ontology annotation, cellular component: mitochondrial matrix; mitochondrion. The record is from RefSeq and is a predicted model, not a curated record. Gene Ontology annotation, molecular function: ATP binding; tryptophan-tRNA ligase activity. Gene Ontology annotation, biological process: mitochondrial tryptophanyl-tRNA aminoacylation.